CUUGGAAUCAACAAAAGAUUUUGCUGUUUUGGACAAUGUUGAUCUGAUUUUCGUGCCAAUAAUGCAGACGAAUCAUGCAUAUGUGAUAUGUUUCAACAUUAAGAGGAGAAGAAUUGACAUACUAGACAGCUCAUCUGCAAGAGGAUCAAAUACACUUAGAUACGGAAAUGUACCAGACACAAUUGCGAAUAUGAUGGUCACUUACCUGCAAGCGAAGGGCCUUACAGGCAAAGCCAGCAGGUUGCAAAAAGUGAAGCCAAACAGGCUGGUAAUGAAAUGGCGGGAUUCAAAUAAUGAAUCUGAUUAUGGAAUCUUUUGCAUGAGACACAUGGAGACAUACAA
Messenger RNA from Cuscuta epithymum, 342 nucleotides. NCBI's taxonomy places the organism in Eukaryota, Viridiplantae, Streptophyta, Magnoliopsida, Solanales, Convolvulaceae. The record is from the annotation of a GenBank genome assembly.